UCGAGAGCGUUCCACGCGACGCCUCGAAAUCAGCUCAGUCCUCUCCCGUUCCUCGCGGGUCUGCUCAAAGCUUCGACGGCGCUCGAGAUGUCUCGCAUGGCCGCGCGUAUCGGCCUGACAUUCGUCCCCAUUUUGCUCCUCGGGAACAUGAAGUCCAAGAAAAUCCUCCAGCACGCCGAGAAGUAUGGCCAUCCAGACUUUGAGGCGAAGAGGGAGCAAAUGCUGCGUAGCAUCCGGACCCGCACCAUCCUCUUCCACAUCCUCAUCUUCGUUCCCAUCUUCGUCUUCUGGGCGACGAUUAUCGCUAGCCUGGAGCGCACCCCGUUGACGGGCAGAUACCGCGUUAUUCUCCUUUCGCCCGAAGAAGAGGACAACAUCGCAGCACAGCUGGCAGGGCCCGGCUGGUACCGCGCCGUCGGUGAGAUCCUCUCCGCCGCGGGCCCUCCGCCGCCGAUCCUCCCGCCGUCCGACUGGCGACUCGUUUGGGUUCGCGAUACCCUGCGCCGACUCGAGAGCGCGAUCCCGACGCUACAGUACGAGGAGAAGCUCUGUCCCCAUUGGAUGGACUGUGGCCCGGACGACAUCCCUCUCCCUCCGCCCGCCGACUACCCGCUCCGGCCGCGCCCGCGAGGAUCCGAGGUCCUGCACCGCUGGGUCGAGCUCACGUGCACCCGCCCCGCCCCGCCAACGUCGCACUCAAUCACGGGUCCGCCGUACUCGCUGCUCGUCGUCGACCGGCCGGACGCGUCCAACGCGUUCUCGUAUGGCUUCGGGCCCGACGGCGGCGGCGGCAUCGUCGUCUUCUCUGGCUUCCUCGAAGAGGUCCUCUCUCGCAACGGCUGCCCGGACGGGGCUUCGCCCCAACUUGCGCCCCCGCCAGAGCGGUCCUUCCUGUCGAACCUGUUUGGGCUCGCGCCCCCGCCACGGCCUGCGCACCCCGUGCCAACGGACCAGCAGACGGCGGAGCUCGCGACGCUGCUCGCGCACGAGCUCGCGCACCUGGUGCUCAGCCACCACAUCGAGACGCUCUCGUCGGGCAGCAUCGUGUGGCCGAGCGUGCUCUCGAUCGUCACCGACGCGCUCCGCGCGUUCCUCUUCCCGGUCACUAUGCUUUUCGGGCCGUUCAUCAACGACGCGCUUGGGGGCAUGUGGAAGGCCGGCGCAGGCGAGCUCUCGCAUCUGCAGGAGUACUGCACGAGCCAGAAGCAGGAGGUCGAGGCCGACGUUGUCUCCGCCAGGCUCCUCGCGCACGCGGGCUUCGACCCGCGCGAGGCGGUGCGCUUCUGGGAGGGCCGCCUGGACGAGCCGCAGGCGGCGGAGUGCUCGACGCGGCCGUCGCCGGACUCGGCGAGCGCGAUGGCGCGCAAGAUGUCGGGCGAGACGCACCCGCUGCACGAGACGCGCAUCAGCAAGCUCCGCGCCGAGCUCGAGCGGUGGGAGAAGAGCCGGGCGGCGGCGCGCGCGCGGCGCGAGCGCGAGGCG
Messenger RNA from Epithele typhae, 1482 nucleotides. RefSeq names its product peptidase family M48-domain-containing protein. Gene Ontology annotation, cellular component: mitochondrial inner membrane. The transcript is spliced from 5 exons. The annotation marks the transcript as partial. Lineage: Eukaryota; Fungi; Basidiomycota; Agaricomycetes; Polyporales; Epitheliaceae. Gene Ontology annotation, molecular function: metalloendopeptidase activity. The record is from RefSeq and is a predicted model, not a curated record. Gene Ontology annotation, biological process: mitochondrial protein processing; protein quality control for misfolded or incompletely synthesized proteins.